This is a messenger RNA of Eriocheir sinensis (Chinese mitten crab), 1944 nucleotides long. RefSeq lists its product as uncharacterized. Bases 29 to 679 code for a protein of 216 amino acids. NCBI's taxonomy places the organism in Eukaryota, Metazoa, Arthropoda, Malacostraca, Decapoda, Varunidae. The transcript has 6 exons. The record is from RefSeq and is a predicted model, not a curated record.
UCUUCUGACUGUAAACAUCGAAGGCAAGAUGGCUCGUUGGCAUCCCCUCGGGGUUGGUGUGGUGGCGGUGGUGCUGUCGUUCGCCUCGGCGCUGGUCACUUAUACAUUCGUCCCGAUGGGCAACGAGGCGCUCGCCGUGGACGAUACCGGCGGCCUCAUAAUCAUGCUGGUUCUGGCCAAGCUGCUUCUCUUGUCUACUCAAGGUAUCUUCCCGGUGGACCUGAACAACGUUUUGUACGACCUGGCGUACCGCUCCCCGCGAGACGCCGACAAUAGGAACUCCCUUUACCAGGUGCCCAAGGUGGAGGGGCUGCCGUGCACGAGGAGGCUCCUCUGUGAGUUGGAGGCCGCGGCGCGGACAAGUGACAACUACCUGCCUAGGACACCGAAGGAACACGAGGGACGAGACCCCAGCGAGGAGGAGGCCCCGGAGGAGGUGGACCCCAUCACCGAGAUGCAGAUCGAGGCCGUGCGUGCGCUGUUCAGGGAGGAGGAUCCGACGGGUGAGCUGUCUCACAGGGGCCGUCGUGCCGUGAAGGUGGUGGAAAAGCUGACCGGCGCCGCUUGUGAAACAACCUACCGCUUAUGUCCCGGCAGGUUCUCGGCGCCUAUGUUGUACCGAGCCAUCUUUGAAGAAAUGAAUGUCAAGGUCCACGACCAUGACCUGUUAGAGAAAUAAAGGACCAAAAAUAACCUGAGUGACAUGACAUGCGGUAUUAUAGGAACCAGGACCAGCGAUGACAGACUGCAGUUAUAAACCACAGCUGAAAUAAGGAAAGGAGAUGACAUGAAUCUGAUGUGACAUAUAUAACAGAACCAGAAAACCACAGCCAUGAGCAGGACCAACGGUUACGUACACCACAACUUUGACAAAGACCAACGAGGUUCAUAUGGACAAGGCUCACAGUGGCCUCGGGAGUACAGUGACACUGAGGAUAUUGGCAAACUCACCCGAACGUGGACCACGGAAUGACAUAACUCUGCGGACCUAAGAAAUUGCAAGAACAAUGCCGACCAACUGGACCAAGGGCUGACGAAAACAUUUAGGACCAUAUCGACGAAAGAGACCAAAGUGAACCAUGGAGGAGGAGGGUAACCGAGGCCAAAGGAAAUGACAAUGGACCAGUGACGCCCAAAAGCAUACUUGUGACCAACAGUUGCAUAACUACCACUGGGCCUGUCAGAUUUCAAAGACUAUAAAGAUUACAGGUAUUACAAAGGCUGCGAAUUACAAGGACAAAGAAAACGUACUAAUAAUGAACUACAUGGUGUUUAAUAAAUUGCUGCUGCACUGAGGGUAAGCUGUUAAUCAAAGAUAACCAAGAGCUUGACCACUCGCCAAGGCAACCAACAUAAUAGAAACCAAGGGUGGUGUUGAAAAACACAAAGAAAAAAGCACAAACAAAGACACCUAAGGAAAAGAGAAAAUACAUCUUCACUGCAUACCCUUGCAGCCCAGACUCCUGACACGUUCGCGCGACAUUCAGGGGCAGAAUUGCACAAAACUGGCACCACGAUAUUUAUGAAGGGUCAUGGACAGGUGUGACGAUAUUUUUUGUGGACUGAUCGAUGAUCUACACCUUCGUUCAUGUAAUGUACAACAGACAAGGGCAUUAUUUCCAACACCACCUAAGAAUGGGAGGUGUUCAGUGCGUCUCUCCUUUCUCACCACGUUUCACGUUCAGGAAUCACACACACACACACACACACACACACACACACACACACACACACACGCACACACACACACACACACACACACACACACACACACGCGGUAAAUCAGGUAAGCUGCGGGCAUUAUCUUUCUUAGUUACACGCUUGCCUUGUUGCCAUUUCUUGUGCAGCAUUUUGACAUGGGCAAUGCAAGCCUUCUGAGGGUUAAGUAAAGGUUUGACUACAUUAUAUAAAUCCUUCAGCAAUAUUGUUAAAUAAAAUGUCUUA